Molecule: messenger RNA, 1085 nt
Organism: Patella vulgata (common limpet)
Lineage: Eukaryota; Metazoa; Mollusca; Gastropoda; Patellidae
Product: HAUS augmin-like complex subunit 1
Exons: 9
Coding region: 143-988 (281 amino acids)
Biological process (GO): centrosome cycle; spindle assembly
Cellular component (GO): HAUS complex; cytosol
Source: RefSeq, a predicted model, not a curated record
GAAAUAACUCUGAAUUGCGGGAAGUUUGAAGAAAAAUAUUCCUGUAAACAUUCCUGUUUUUCAUCAUCAAAAUUAUGUCUGAAAACAAGAUGGAAUGAUACUUCAACAAAUUUCCAUUCGAAGACUUGAUGAAUAACAGAAUAUGGCUUUUAGACCUGAUAACAUGAAUGAAGCCCAUCAAGAGAUUCAAGUAUGGUUAGAACAGAUAUUUGGGGGAGAUUCUAUUCCACAGUUUGAACUGAAUUUAAGAACGCUGGGUAUUUUACAUAACUUGAUGAAAACAAAUCAGACAAAAGAUAGAGAUACUCAGCUUAUAAUCAAAGACCAUAAUCAAAAGGCAGAAGAAUAUACCUCAGAUGGAAAACUGGUGGGAGAUAUUGUUGAAGGAUUAUCAAUAAAACCAGCGUCAUUAUCCCAGUCUGGUGUCACAAAUCUAAGAACAUUAGCUAACCUUGCUUUAUUACUUGAAAUAAAAGAUACAUCAGAUACCAGCUUCUAUCUGGCUUUACAGCAUUUACAUAGUGAAGAAACAAGAAUAGCAGAAGAAAGAGAAGCUGAACAAAAUCUAAUUUCACAGUUGUUUGAAAAAACAAAAUCAUCCCUUAUUAAAUACAACUCACUCCAAAAGGCUCUUCAAACAUCCGAAGAACAGAGUAAAAUCCAAAGACCUAAGAUUGAAAGUCACAUAAAACAAACAGGGUUUUUAAAGAAUAAAGCAGAAGAAUACAGAAAGUUAAUUCAAAAACAUCAGGGUCAGUUGGUAAAGUUGGACGUUACUCCAGAUAUAUAUCAUAAGACAUUAGUUAAUAAAGCUGAGGAACUUCAGAAUCUCCAACAGAAACUGACUCCUUUAAGAGCUAAACUUCAGUCGUACCAUGAUCUACCUCCUGAUUUGGUUGAAGCACGAGUUAAAAUUGAAGAAAUGAGAAGGCAAGUGACUUUAUUAGAAGAAGAUCUGUCCAGCAAGAUCAAUAUGAUGCAUCUGUGAUAUUUGACUGAUUAUUAAUGACAAAAUGAAUUUAUGUAUUAAUAAAUGAACUGAAGAAAUGUAAUAAUAAAGAUUCAAAAUAAAAAAUUUAUCUUCA